AUGUAUUUCAUCAAAGCCCUCAUGCUCGUUGCCUUUGCUCGCGCAAAUGCAGCCGCAGCUUCAGGACCUGCGUCUACAACAUCGUUGCCCAGCACCUCUGCAUCAGCCAAGCCCACUACAAUACCAUAUGUCGAUUACACCAGGAUUGGUACCUUCAACCUAACUAGCUUGGACUCUACAAACCCUGCCAACAGCGCCAUCCGUACGCGCCAUGAAGAGGAGCUCCUGGUCGCAAAUAGGACUAUCCAACUCCGUCACGGGUCGAAGUUACGUCAACUCCACCAGGGGAAGCUGAUUGAGGUCUCAGCAGAUGUAAAUGGCAGCCUCGAGAGUAUCGACUCCUUCAUGGCGAAGUUCGGAAUGGCUGGCUUGAUCGUCGUACAGCAUGGAACUAUUCGAGUUGAGAAGUACCUAUAUGGCAAUUCGCCUGCUUCGAAAAAUGUCAUCCAGUCCUGCACCAAGUCUUUCACUUCUACGGCGCUAGCCGUAGCUAUGGCUGCAGGGAAAAUCUCGACCAAUGAUUUGGCGUCAAAAUACGUGCCUGAACUCGUCGGCAGUCCCUACGAAAAUGUCUCGCUCCUCCAAAUUUCUGACAUGGUUUCUGGAGUCACUGUGCCAGACGACGUUCCCGACUAUUUUGACAUCUACCUGGAAAGCGACCCGGAAGCCGUUUUUAGGCUAUUCAAGCAAUACAAGACUGCUGCCCCCCCUGGCCAAGUUUACAACUACCUCGAUCAAAACUACUAUGUCAUUGCCGUUGCUGUUUCGAGGGCCGUCGGAGAGCCAAUUGAGUCGUACAUCCAAAGAAACAUCUGGGAGCCCGCUGGUAUGCAAUAUGACGGCUUUAUGCGAGCCACGGCAGCUGGACAGGUCGAUGGCCAUGGCGGGUUGGGAAUCACGCUCGGAGACAUGGCCCGCUUUGCCCUGUAUAUCCUCGAUAACAUCAAUGGCAAGGGUGGGCCAAAGGUCCCGGCUGGAUGGUUCCAUAAUAUAGCCAAGGGCAGCACGAGUACAGGUAUCCGUGCACCGGGUGCUAUUGAUAUCAUUCCCAGCUUCGGAUACCAGACCGGAUGGUGGACUUUGCCACGUGGGGGCGAUAAGUAUCAACUGGGCGACGACUUCGCAUUCGCUGCUCUAGGCACGUACGACCAGGCUAUCUAUGUUAUCCCCGGCUUGAAUGCGACUAUUGCCAUGCAAUCAUCCUUCCCUGUCAGCUACCCCGAGCUGUUCUACCACGGGCAAGAGUUUGCAACUGCCGUUGCGCUUGCCUUGAAGACGUGUUGA
Penicillium verrucosum is the source of this 1284-nucleotide messenger RNA. RefSeq names its product serine hydrolase domain-containing protein. Lineage: Eukaryota; Fungi; Ascomycota; Eurotiomycetes; Eurotiales; Aspergillaceae. The transcript has a single exon. Bases 1 to 1284 code for a protein of 427 amino acids. The record is from RefSeq and is a predicted model, not a curated record.